CGGGGCUGAAGAGUAAGUGGAGGAUGAAAUCGAAGGAAUGGUGAUAGACAAUGAUUGGCAAGUUGGCAGACGCAUCGUAGAAUUGGGUGUCCUGGCGGAAAAGAUGUACUGUUGUAGGUGCAAUGUUCCUUUGCACCUGCAUGAUACCAUCCAUGAAAGAACAACAGGAUUUGGCAGUUAUCUCCACAUAAUGUGCACCAACCAAGAAUGCCGAACAGUGACAGAUGUGCCAACUGGAAAAGUCGGUCCAACUGGAUCAUUCAAUAUCACUGCCAAGAUAGUUAUAGGAAUGAUACAUGCUGGCCUAGGAUAUGCACAAAUAAGAAACUUUCUGACAGAGUGUAACUUGCCAGUGAUGAGUAAAUCUUGCUUCCAAAAACAUGAGAAGAAAAUUGGAAAAAUCUUUGUGUCUGCUGCUGAAGAAUCAUGUAAGAAUGCCCAACAACUGGAAAAGGAAAUUUCUGCAGAUAAGGAGUUGGAGCUUGAGGUCAGUUUUGAUGCAGGUUGGCAGAAACGGGGAUCCGGAUUUAAUUACAAUAGCUAA
Mytilus trossulus (common blue mussel) is the source of this 544-nucleotide messenger RNA. RefSeq lists its product as uncharacterized. The transcript has 3 exons. The coding region runs from base 38 to 544 and encodes 168 amino acids. The record is from RefSeq and is a predicted model, not a curated record. NCBI's taxonomy places the organism in Eukaryota, Metazoa, Mollusca, Bivalvia, Mytilida, Mytilidae.